Messenger RNA from Melitaea cinxia (Glanville fritillary), 3416 nucleotides. RefSeq lists its product as uncharacterized. The transcript has 5 exons. Gene Ontology annotation, molecular function: serine-type endopeptidase activity. Gene Ontology annotation, biological process: proteolysis. The coding region runs from base 2 to 3226 and encodes 1074 amino acids. NCBI's taxonomy places the organism in Eukaryota, Metazoa, Arthropoda, Insecta, Lepidoptera, Nymphalidae. The record is from RefSeq and is a predicted model, not a curated record.
CAUGCGGUUAUUUAUAUUUUGUUGUGUUCUGCUAUUGACAAUAGCGAAUAUAUCAGCUGAUUGGUCUUGGGGAGGAGAUGACAACAAGAAAGAUGAAAGUAACGACAAAUCGACUGAAUUGUUACAAGGAGAAGAAAUGUCUGAUGCACAGGAAAACAAUUUUAAUACGAAUGGCACAGUUCUUGACGGUAUUGUAGAUGAAUUAGUUAGCAGAUCACAAGGCAGAAGUCUAAGCGGUUUUGAUGACGUAUAUAGCGACCCAAAUAUAAAAGAAGCUUUAGAUGCUGGAGACGACACAGAGGCAAGAAAUCUAAUAAAAAGCCGUCUUUGCACGUUAGGACUUAUACAGUGUGAUGAUGAUGAAUCUCAAGAAAAAAGAACAUAUCUGUCACCAGAUGAUUUAAUUUACGCUCAACCUGUAGACAUUAAGCCCGUUGGCAAGCCCGUUGCCUCCAUUCCUAUAAGAGGUCCACCAAGGGCGUAUGGACCACCGAGACCAAUGCAGUACCCUCCUCGUCCCCAGAAGUACCCGUCUAAGAGACCAAACUAUGGCGGAAAUGGGCGCCCAGGUUUUGCUGAUAAAUAUGGUAUUGCAGGAAACAACUAUCAAUUUUCUCAAAGUAGUGGUACCUAUAAUGGAUUCGAGGCUAAUUAUGUAACAAAACCACCUAGUUAUGGGAGUAAUGGACCGUAUACGUUUGAACAGUCAAAGCCAUCUUACCAUAAGGAGCCUUUAGGUGUGCACAGCAACACUAAAACGGAAUCCGUAGUACAGCAACAUGUACAUCACCAUUAUGUACAUGGUGAGUCCGAAAAAGAACCAAAAGUUAUAAUAAAACCAGUAGCUAUUCCAGUUGGAUCUUUUGGCCAUUUAGCAUCUCAAAUAAAUACACAAGAAGCUUCUGACAUUAUAACAUCUUCGGGAGGAGACUUCAACUCUGUAAGUUCGGGUGGAUUUAGACCUAUGACUGGCAGUUUUUCUCCUAGUGGUAAACCCGUUUAUGAAACUGAUACUAUAAAUGAAUCUCAGUAUAACUACAAUAAUUUUAAUAAAGGCAGUAACAAUGUACUAAAUCAAGGGUUACCUAACCAAUUUACUAAUAAUGCUUUCGAAGAUCAGCGAUACGGUAACACUUUGGGUUCAUAUGCUUCUCAAAAUGGAGAAUUUUACAAAAAAGAACUUCACGUGGGAUCUAGCAACAAUUUGUACAAUUCAGGACCAGCAACAUUUGGUCAGAACAACCUGUAUCAACAAAAUUAUCAUGAGGCUAAAGCUCAAAGUUUUGAUUGCGUCUGCGUAAACUACGAUCAAUGUCCUAGUCAAGAAAUUAUUGGACGCAGAGAUGACUUAUAUUUGCCAAUAGAUCCUCGUAACAAGGGCAGUGAGAUUACAGCACUGACUGAUGAACAAUUAGACAACUUAAAUAAGACUACUACCGAUACAAAUAUCAACCAAAAUGUUACUGAUACUAAGAAGGUCAGCAAAAGAGAUGUCAGCGAUGUGAAGGAAAAAGAAGAAGCAAAAGAAAUUGAACCGCGCCUCCUCGGGUUUACUGGUGGAAAUGGUGGUAAUAGCAACAAACAAGUUCAGCCCACGUUUGGUGUCUCUUUUGGGUUGCCCCAGCCUUCCAAUGGUUAUCCUAUUAAUCCCUAUAAUUCAAAUCCCUUGAUUAAUCCGUACGGCCCUGCAUUAAACGGAGGUGGUCUAAAUCUCGGACUACUUUCCGUUAAUCCACUAUUAGCUAUCCAAGUAACGAAAAACGAUUAUGGAGAGAAACUAGUUAAGCCAUUCGUUAAUUUACAUGUUACUCCAAAUGAACAUGUCAUCAAUAAAUUAGGUCAUCUAUUCCAUGAGAAAAAGCAAUAUCUUUUGAAUAAACAUGAACAUUAUCAUCAUUAUAAUCCUUAUUUUAACCACUACUCAAAUAGACCACAUACUCCUUUUAUUCAUCCUGAACAUUACGGUAUAAAUAGACCACCAAUUUAUUCGCCGUACUCUUCAUAUUAUAAAAACCUCUACCGUGUAAACUCACAUUUACCUGAAACAUCGACUGACAACGAUGACUAUUACGAUGAUACUGACGAUGCUCAAUAUUUUGGUCAAAAUAAAAAUCAAGAUUAUGACUUUUUCGGUUCUGAAAUAUCAGUUAAUGGUAGCGGUAACAGAGGCGGCACUUACGCCAAUCGGUACGCAUAUUCUCGUUCCUUAUCUAUUCCUUCUAAUCCUGGGGCAAACCGGGGAGGCCAAGCGAUUCGAUUUCCCGAUAAAAGAAAGAAAAGAGAAAUUAUGGCAGACGUUCCUAAAAGCACAAAUAUUCAAGAGCGUCAAGGAUACUUUGGUCGACCCCAAAUUCCUCAAUGCCAACAAAAUCAAGUAUGCUGUCGCCGACCUCUUCGACCACAAGCUUCUAAUCGUGGCCAGUGCGGCAUAAGAAAUUCCCAAGGUAUUAAUGGAAGAAUCAAGACGCCUUCCUACAUCGACGGUGACAGUGAAUUCGGUGAAUAUCCUUGGCAAGCCGCUAUUUUGAAGAAGGAUCCCAAAGAAUCAGUUUAUGUUUGUGGUGGAACACUUAUUGAUGGACUUCACAUCAUGACAGCAGCUCACUGCAUAAAAUCAUACAAAGGCUUCGAGUUACGAGUACGCUUAGGCGAAUGGGAUGUCAAUCACGAUGUUGAAUUCUACCCUUACAUUGAAAGAGACGUUAUAUCUGUACAUGUACAUCCUCAAUACUAUGCUGGUACAUUGGAUAAUGAUCUUGCUAUUUUGAAACUAGAGCAUCCCGUUGACUGGACCAAAUACCCUCAUAUUAGCCCUGCUUGUCUUCCGGACAAAUACACAGAGUAUGGUGGUCAGAGAUGUUGGACAACCGGGUGGGGAAAAGAUGCUUUUGGCUCCAAUGGGAAAUACCAAAAUAUACUCAAAGAAGUCGACGUACCAAUUCUUCCCCAUGUACAAUGUCAACAGCAGUUGAGACAAACACGCUUAGGCUACAAUUAUGAACUAAACCCUGGUUUUAUAUGUGCUGGUGGAGAAGAAGGUAAAGAUGCCUGUAAGGGUGAUGGCGGUGGUCCACUGGUCUGUGAACGCAGUGGCACAUGGCAGUUGGUUGGUGUUGUAUCCUGGGGUAUCGGUUGCGGACAAGCUGGCGUACCAGGUGUCUACGUGAAAGUUGCUCACUAUUUGGAUUGGAUCUCACAAGUCACUGGAAAAUUUACGCAUUAUUAAGAGAAGACGCAUUUCCAGAAGCCACCGCUUUAAGUUUUAUUUUAUUACAUUAACUUUAAAAAGUUAACGUUUAUUUAAAAAUAAUUAAUUUAAUGUUUAAUUUAUUGUUAACCUUUGGACGGUAAGGUCCAGAGAUAUUAUGUAAAUGCUUGUGCAAUUAUUUUGUAAAAUAAAUUACAUAUUCUAAAAA